ACCAUGCUGUGUCAAGUCUCUGCUUUGGUUUUCCUAGUGACUUUGAAUGUGGUGGCUGCACAGUUCAGCUGCCCAACAACCCACAUCACAAAAGACAAUGGUAUCUUUGGAGCUAUUCCAACUGGAGCCGCUUCAAUGGUGACAGUUCCAGCUGGAGUAGACUGCACAUACUUUUUCGACAUUCCAAAAGGAUUUGCAGUGAAACUUGAGACAACUGCACUGUAUGAUGUCUCACCUGGAGAUUCUAUCAGAUUUGAUUACUUCUACAUUUCUUCUCCAGCUGAGAAAAGAAUUGAAUUUGCUGUCAACCAGACACUUCCUUUCCAUGUGGUAUCAGUCACUGGUAAUCUACAAUUUUUUGCAACCUACACCUAUAUUGACAUGACGGGCUACCAACAAGUGGUGCAACCAACUGGAACAUUCUUCAACUCUACUCUCGAGGCAAACAAGUAUUUGACUUUCAAAUCAGCAGAGAACGAACAGGUAGCAGUUAAAUACGGUUCUCUUCAAAGUGGAUUUGCCGAUAGUUCUAUUUAUGAAAUUUUCGUUUUCGAUGGAAACGAUAUCACAAAUGCGGAGUAUUUGGGAAGAUUCACUGAGCUUUACCAUGCACCACAAUAUGCAAUUUACUCCACUUCUAAUACUCUCACAUUCUUGAACUUGUACCGUACUCCAUCUAAUUCAAUGUUACUUGCAAACGACGCAUCAGUCAUCGAAAACUAUGAAGUUUACAACAUUAUGGUUCUGGACUCUGUCAACCCGUAUUCUGGAUACAUGUCCAACUACUAUGAUGAUGCUGAUGCAUACUUUACUGUCAUUUGUGAUGGUUGCUCCAGUAUUAACAUCAAAACUCUGAUUUUCGAUUCAAAGUAUAAGAAUGGCGCCGGAUAUCUCGAGGUCGCUGAAAUGUCCCCAACUCAAAAACUUCCAGCAAAGCUCAACUACCCAGCAUCCACAAGCCCAAGCAACCGUCUCCCACAAUUGAUUUCUUCACAAAUGGCAACUUUCCACACUUUCAAUGCACGUGUCACGUAUGGCAUUCAAGGUGUUAAUUGAACGAAGAUAUCAAUAAAUUCUGGACAAUUUUAUGACUUAAUGGCAGACAUAAAUAAAGUUGCGAUUAUUU
Caenorhabditis elegans is the source of this 1126-nucleotide messenger RNA. RefSeq names its product CUB-like domain-containing protein (gene F35E12.6). The record is from RefSeq and is marked reviewed. NCBI's taxonomy places the organism in Eukaryota, Metazoa, Nematoda, Chromadorea, Rhabditida, Rhabditidae. The coding region runs from base 4 to 1056 and encodes 350 amino acids. The transcript is spliced from 9 exons.